Messenger RNA from Pseudocercospora fijiensis CIRAD86, 1202 nucleotides. RefSeq lists its product as uncharacterized. NCBI's taxonomy places the organism in Eukaryota, Fungi, Ascomycota, Dothideomycetes, Mycosphaerellales, Mycosphaerellaceae. Gene Ontology annotation, molecular function: molybdenum ion binding; pyridoxal phosphate binding; catalytic activity. The record is from RefSeq and is a predicted model, not a curated record. The coding region runs from base 6 to 1076 and encodes 356 amino acids. The transcript has a single exon.
CCAACAUGGGCAACACAGUCGACCCCACGAAGGACAAAAUCAACGCUGCCAUCGCCACAGGUCAAGGAGUGGUAGACUCGAAGAACCGCCCUCCCAUCCCGCCACCCAGCCAAGUAAUCUCCCUCCGCAUCUACCCCAUCAAGUCCUGCCGCGGAAUUGAAAUCGACUCAACACGCCUCAAAAAAUCCGGCCUCACCCUUGACCGAAACUGGAUGUUCGUUAACAAAGCCGACAAGAAAUUCCUCACAAUCCGUGGCGACCCGUCCAUGACACUAAUCGACACCAACAUAAUCGAAGGCAAAGACGAGUUCAAAGGUCAACAAAUGCUCGAAAUCUCCAUUCACGGCCGCGACAGUCGCGUCGUCGUCCCCGCCUUCCCUACCCAAACCUGGCUCCAAAAGAACACAACGUUGGAAACCGUCAACAUUUGGGACCAAGACACAGACGGCUACCUCUACUCCGACGAAAUCAAUUCCAUCUUCACCGACUUCUUCUCCAAACCCGUCGCACUAGUCUACAAAGGUCCCACGUCCCGCAUGGUAGCCAUCAACGGCCGCAAAGAACUCUACGGCCAAGAAACCCCCCACCAUUUCGCAGACGUCAUGUCCCUACAAAUCGCUUCCGAGGCAUCCCUCAAAGACCUCAACAAACGCCUCCAUCUCCCCUCAGAAACCGAAGACGCGCUGACAAUCGAACGUUUCCGUCCCAACAUCAUCAUCCGCGGCCGAGACUCCCAUCCUUGGGAAGAAGACACCUGGAAGCGCAUCCGCAUCAACACGUCCAUCCCGGCCGAAGAAGCUUUGUAUAAAAUCGAUCUCGACGUCGUGGCGCGCUGUGCGAGAUGUCAGGUGCCGAACGUGAACCCUGAGACUGCGGAGAAGAAUCCCACACAGCCUUGGGAUACGUUGAUGGAGUUUCGGAGGGUUGAUGAGGGGGGUCCGGCCAAGUGGAAGCCUUGUUUUGGCAUGAUGUGUCUCCCGAAGAGUGAGGGCAAGAUUGCGGUUGGGGCGGAAUUAGAGGUUUUGGAGACGACGGAUCGGCAUUUGUAUAAUGUGAGAGCGUUUGAGGAGUUGUGAGGAUGCAUAUGAAUAUGAGGGAGGGAGGGAGGGAGGGAAUGGGCGUUGGAUGUAGAUUUAGUUAGUGAUCGAGUGAGAUAUAUAUACGACAGUGGUGAAUGAAAGCUGCGCAUGCGCAGAUUAGAG